Eriocheir sinensis (Chinese mitten crab) is the source of this 3208-nucleotide messenger RNA. Its product is annotated as protein gooseberry-like. The transcript has 10 exons. Gene Ontology annotation, biological process: anatomical structure development; regulation of transcription by RNA polymerase II. The coding region runs from base 980 to 2305 and encodes 441 amino acids. Gene Ontology annotation, molecular function: RNA polymerase II cis-regulatory region sequence-specific DNA binding; DNA-binding transcription factor activity, RNA polymerase II-specific. NCBI's taxonomy places the organism in Eukaryota, Metazoa, Arthropoda, Malacostraca, Decapoda, Varunidae. The record is from RefSeq and is a predicted model, not a curated record.
UUGGUGGUUGCUGGAACACGUGGUCGGUGGGGCUCUGUACCGUCUGGCCGUGUGACUGGAGACAGAGAGGACAGAGGCACGGGGAGAGAACGCGGAUAAGAAGUACUAAGCCCCGUUGCAAAGGCUAUGUACCGCUUGCCGACUGCCGCUGUGAGAGACAGAGAGAAGGCGAAAGAGACACAUUACAGAUAAGAAGAACAAAAGAAAGGAUCUGUAACGCUGACUGUCUGGCAUUGUGAGGAGAGACAGAGAGAGUCAAAGAAAGAGAGAGACAGGGACAGCGAGAGAAAGAGAGCGUAAUUCCCUCCUAACGUGCGAGAAGGGGAAAAGGACAGGUAUAAACAGUGAAGUAAGGACAAGCACCUAUUCACCUACCUGUCCACGACGCCCGGUAAAGACAGGUGGGGAUACGAAGGAGCGACGCAUUCCUCCACCUCCCACCUACUGGCCAACACUACACCGCCUGCGACAACGAGUUAAUAACCGAACCUCCGUCCACGGCAUCCUUACCCAACCCAAGGCAACACACGCUAACCCACGGGGACCCAAGAGAACCUAACCUGACCCAAACUAACGGAAGUCAACCCAAGAUAUCCCAAGCUAAACUAAGGUAACCCAAACCAUCCCAAAACCAAACCAAUCUAACCCAAGUCAACCCAAGACAACCCAAGCCAAACUAAACUAACCCAAGUCAGAUCAACCCAACCCCAGUGCCUUGCGGAGGGUAAAGUGACGGGGGACAGCCGCUCACCGUCACCCGUUCAUCCGUUCACCCGUCAAACCGUCACCCGCCCAAUAACCAUCCACCGACCGUCCUGACCAUCACCUGUCCACCCGUCACCCUCUCAACACCGUCCACCGCUGACCGUCACCCAUCUAACGCCCAUCGCUGACCGUCCCCCACCCACCACACGUCUGCGGGCGCGUGGGUGUGAUCAGCGCCCAUGAGGGUGUGAGGGGCGGCGGCGGCGUGCAUGCCAUGACCGUGACCGGCGGCGCCUCCACCAUGAUGCAGACGGUACAGCCUUGCUUCGUCGGCUACCCCUUCCAAGGGAUGACCUCGCCAGCGGGUCAGGGGCGGGUCAACCAGCUGGGGGGCGUGUACAUCAACGGGCGGCCGCUCCCCAACCACAUACGGCUCAAGAUCGUGGAGAUGGCGGCGGCGGGCAUCCGACCCUGCGUCAUCUCCCGCCAGCUGAGGGUGUCCCACGGCUGUGUGUCCAAGAUACUCAACAGAUACCAGGAGACGGGUUCGAUCCGGCCCGGCGUGAUCGGGGGUUCGAAGCCGAGAGUGGCCACGCCGGAGAUCGAGCGGAAGGUGGCGGACUACAAGAAGGAAAACCCGGGCGUGUUUUCAUGGGAGAUACGAGACAGACUGAUCAAGGACGGGCUCUGCGACAGGAACACGGCGCCCUCCGUCUCCGCUAUCUCCAGGCUGCUCAGAGGCAAGGAGGACGACGACGACCCCAAGAAGGCCAAGGAGGCCAUGAAAAACGCCAGCUCGGGCUCAGACGUGGACGAUGGGGGCUCCGAGGACGAGGACGACCCGCAGAUGAUGCUGAAACGGAAGCAGCGCCGCUCCCGCACCACCUUCACGGCGCACCAGCUGGACGAGCUCGAAAAGGCCUUUGAGCGGACGCAGUACCCGGAUAUUUACACGCGCGAGGAGCUGGCACAGAGGACCAAGCUGACGGAAGCGCGGAUACAGGUGUGGUUCAGCAACAGACGGGCGCGCCUUCGUAAGCAGAUGGCGUCGGGCAGUAUGAGCAACUUCAACGCCAUGGGCCUGCCGAUGUCCUACCACUCCGCGCCCUCCUCCUACGUGUUCCAGGGCUUCACCGACCCAGGGGCAACCUUCUCCGCGCAGGCCCAGGAUGGGUCAGGUCUGUACCAGGGGGGCGGAGGGCCGGGUCUCCACCAAGGGUCGCUCGCCUCCGAGGCCCGCGCUGCCAACAUGAGUGUCGCCGCCGCCGCCGCCGCUGCCUCCUACCCCGCCAUGAGCGCCGCCGCCGCCCUCUCCACCUCCUCCUCCUGCCCCACCUCGCCCUUCAUCGGCCACCAGAGCGCAGGGGGCAUGUGCGGUGGGCAGGGAGCAGGGGGGGCGCCGGGCGGGGUCACCUCCCCCCUCACUUCGGCCCCUCCCUCCUCAUGGGCCUCCAACCAGCUCCGGGGGGCCAUGGGGGGCGCUGCCGGCUCGCCCCCCAGCGCCGCCCCCACCCUCGCCCCCACGCCCUUCCCCCACGGCCUCCACCACGCCCGCACCCCCGCCCAGCACUUCCCAGCGCCCAUGUACUCCUGGUAUUAGCCGCCCUUGUACAGAUCCGGGAGGCUUCUGACACACACACACACACACACACACACACACACACACACACACAAGCACGGACGCACGCACGCACACACGCUUGGACCUUUUAUUUAUUUACUUUUUUUUUUUGCUCUUACUCUUCAAUACUUUAAAUCAUUUCGCUUCUCUUAAUCUUUCUUUUUCAAUACAACACACACACACACACACACACACACACACACACACACACACACACACACACACACACACACAUGAAAGAAGGAAGAGGGCGAGGGGGGUGGGGAUCAGGUCAAGUCAGGGCGCGGGUCACGUGACUCAGUGACCGGCGCCCAUUGGCUCACGCGGGGCAGCACGGCAGGUCAGCGAGGUCAUCGAGGAGGGGCGAGGAAGUGUGGACAUCAAGAGGUCAUACUCCAGUCAUUGCUGAGGUCACACCAAGGCACUGCUGAUUAUUGCUGACGUCGACCUCCAUCUAGGCACUGCUGACGUCGGCUCUUCAAGGUCAUGCUGAGUUCAGACGACAGACAGCUGACCUGGAACAGAAGGAUGUCAGCUCUUGAAAAGCUAUACUGCUGACCACUGCUUAAAAUACUGCUGACUACUCUUGGUAUUACUGCUGACCUACUCAUUGUUAUACUGCUGAUCCACUCUUGAAAUACUGCUGACUUCACUUUAUUUACUGUGUGUGUGUGAGAGAGAGAGAGAGAGAGAGAGAGAGAGAGAGAGAGAGAGAGAGAGAGAGAGAGAGAGAGAGAGAGAACGAAUAAAUGAAUGAAUUAAAUAAUGAAUGAAAGAACGAAAAAGGAAGAAAGAAAGAAAAAGAAAAAAAUGAAAGGAUGAAAAGAAAGAAAGAGAAUCAAAGAGAGAGAGAGAGAGAGAGAGAGAGAGAGAGAGAGAGAG